This is a messenger RNA of Camellia sinensis, 609 nucleotides long. The record is from RefSeq and is a predicted model, not a curated record. NCBI's taxonomy places the organism in Eukaryota, Viridiplantae, Streptophyta, Magnoliopsida, Ericales, Theaceae.
AUGAUUCAAAAUUAUGACCGUCUUGUGGAGGUGGCAGCAUAUGUGGAGAUUACCGUAGAGGCUGAGGAGGAAAGAAUCCGGGGUUCAAGAUCGAGGGGUCAAGGGUCACAGGGGGACUAUAGACCCAACAAGAAGACAUUCGCAUUUGCAUUGGGGUUAGAGGUGGCACGGCUAACAUCUUUGCUCAAAGUUGAGUCACCAGUCGGUGGUAUAGUUGAUUUAGACCGAGGAUGUCGUGGUUGUGAGAUAGUGGUUGCCGGGCAUCGACUCUCAUUUGCUUUUGUGUUGCUAGACAUGUCGUGUUUUGAUGCCACUCUAGACCGGGUUAAUAGGGUCUUGUUGCCAAUUUAUGACCCUCGUAGUAGAAACGAGCUUAGUGGCCUUUUCGCUACUCUCUUGGAUAGUAAGAGUGACGGGACUCGUGUUAAGUUGCCAAGGGUAGUUUGUGAAUACCCGAACAUAUUUCCCAAGGAUCUUACUAGUUUGCCACCCCACCAGGAGAUCAAGUUCACCAUUGACUUAAUGCCUGGAACGACACCAAUCUCCAUGGCGCCGUAUAGGAAAAGACGUGGUGAACCCGCCGAACUAGGGCGUGGAAGUAUGAAUUGA